This is a messenger RNA of Fusarium falciforme, 783 nucleotides long. RefSeq lists its product as hypothetical. Bases 1 to 783 code for a protein of 260 amino acids. NCBI's taxonomy places the organism in Eukaryota, Fungi, Ascomycota, Sordariomycetes, Hypocreales, Nectriaceae. The transcript is spliced from 4 exons. The record is from RefSeq and is a predicted model, not a curated record.
AUGCCCAACUUCAAGGGUGUCGAUCUCUCCGGCAGGGUCGCCAUUGUGACCGGUGCUUCUCGGGGCAUUGGAGCGGGUAUCGCUACUUUGCUCGGCCAACGCGGCGCCAACGUUGUUGUCAACUACGUUUCCGACAAGAGCCGUGAGCGAGCCGAGAAGGUUGUCAAGGACAUCGAAGCCGCCGGAUCAAAGGCUGUUCUAUGCCAAGCGAAUGUCAGCAACAUUGAUGAUCUACAGAAGCUUGUUGAUGCCGCCCUGAAGCUCAGCACCAAUGGCAAGAUUGAGAUCCUGGUCCAUAACGCUGCUCAAGGGCUGGAAGCAGACCUCAAGGAUACCACUGUCGAUUUCUACAACCUGCACUUUGACUGCAACGUCCGCGGACCCAUCUUCCUGACCCAGCGCGUCCUUCCCCACCUUCCCAAGGGGGGUCGAGUUGUUUUCGUUUCCUCGGCUGCCGCGAGGCUCGGAGUGGGUGGCCAGACCGUUUACGCGGCUACAAAGGCCGCUAACGAGGCUUGUGCGCGCGUGUGGGCGAAGGAGUUAGGUCAGUCCCAUGGCAUUACCGUCAACUGUAUCAACCCCGGGCCUGUUGCCACUGACCAGUGGUUCGAGGCCGAUGAGCAGUUCUUGAAGGACAUGCAGCCUCUAAUUGAAUCAACACCCGCUGCUGCCAGGGUCGCCGAGGUGGAAGAUAUUGCUCCUCUGGUUACUUUCCUUUGUACAGAUGAUGCGCGAUGGACUACUGGAUCCGUCCUCUCCGCCAACGGUGGACUCUACAACUAG